Molecule: messenger RNA, 1206 nt
Organism: Trichomonas vaginalis G3
Lineage: Eukaryota; Parabasalia; Trichomonadida; Trichomonadidae
Product: nucleoside transmembrane transporter protein
Exons: 1
Coding region: 1-1206 (401 amino acids)
Biological process (GO): nucleoside transmembrane transport
Cellular component (GO): plasma membrane
Molecular function (GO): nucleoside transmembrane transporter activity
Source: RefSeq, a predicted model, not a curated record
AUGGCUGAUAUGAAAGAAGAUCCCCUUCUGACUCCAGAAUCAACACCUAACAAGCCAUCGUCAAAGAACGAAAAUUCAGAGAGCCUGAUGUUCUUUUUCCUAGGCAAUACUUCUUUACUUGCAUUUAAUAUUAUUAUCAACGCUAUAGAUAUUUAUGCCAAAAAGACAAAUAGGUCAGAUAUGGCUAGUUUAUUGAACAGAUCUUAUAAUAUUCCAAACGCUUUGAUGGCUCUUUUUCUUUGCAUUUUCAAGCCAACGAAUUACAAGAUUUCCCUCAUUUCUGCACUUGCAUCACUUACAUUUAUCAUGUGUUUCCUUCCGAUUUUCUUGAUUAUUCAUUUAAACGCAAAUGCAUUUUUAUAUUUGACUCUUGUUGUUAUUGGUUUAACAGGCAUUGUUUCUAGCUUACUUUUCUCAUCUAUUUUCUCAUUUGCUUCUCAGUUUGGUCCUAUUUCUUCAGCAAUGGCUUCAUCCGGUUGUGGAUGCUGCGGAGUUAUUGCAUCUGUUCUCAGAAUCAUUACAAAAGCAGCCGCUGUUACAGAUCGUGCUAAUUUGUAUUCAACAUGUGCAUAUUUCUUUAUUUCGGCAGGUAUAAUUUUCUUAACUUUAGUUUUCUUCUUAUUUAAGAUGCAAAAGCCAGAAAUACGUCUGAAAAUGAUUCCAGCAUCCAAAUCCGAGAAAGUAGCUAUCUUUAACCGCGAAACUCUCGUUGUUAUUAAAUCAAUUUGGGUUUCAUGGUUAUCUGUCUUUGCCAACUUCCUCAUUACACUUUCAAUAUUCCCUGGAUACGUUGCCAACACUCGCGCUACGAAGCAGAUUGGUGAUUGGACAUCAGUUAUCGUUGUUACGAUUUUCUGUGUAUUUGAUUGGGUCGGAAGAGCUGGUCCUGGAUUAUUCAUCUGGCCACCGAGAAAAUUCGCUUGGAUCCCAAUAGUUUUGAGAUUCCUUUCUUAUCCAAUUUUCAUUGUCUCCAUUCAGCAUAAGUUCAAGGCUGAGCCAUGGUGGACAUUCGGAUGGAUGAUUCCGUUCGCAUUAAGUAAUGGUUACUUCGGAACUGUCCAGAUGAUUUAUGGAUCAAAUCCAGACGAAUUAACCCUCGAACAAAGGAAAUUUGCCGGAUUUUUGAUGUCAUUCGCCGUCAAUGCUGGUAUCCUUUGUGCUAUGGGAUUGACAUUCUUAUUGCCAACCCCUCCGAAAUUUAAUUGA